This is a messenger RNA of Gekko japonicus, 945 nucleotides long. Its product is annotated as olfactory receptor 11L1-like. Bases 1 to 945 code for a protein of 314 amino acids. Gene Ontology annotation, molecular function: olfactory receptor activity; G protein-coupled receptor activity. Lineage: Eukaryota; Metazoa; Chordata; Lepidosauria; Squamata; Gekkonidae. Gene Ontology annotation, cellular component: membrane. The record is from RefSeq and is a predicted model, not a curated record. The transcript has a single exon. Gene Ontology annotation, biological process: G protein-coupled receptor signaling pathway.
AUGGGAAUAAAUUACACAGAAGUAACAAAAUUCAUCAUUGCUGGGUUCCCAGGUAACAAGAAGAUUCAGAUUUUGUAUUUCAUCAUCUUCCUCCUCAUUUAUCUACUGACUCUUUUGGGAAACAUCACCCUGCUAUUCACACUAAAGGCAGAGACAAGCCUCCACACACCUAUGUACUUCUUCUUGAGCAACCUUGCUGUCCUAGAGAUUGGAUACACCUCAGUUACUCUCCCUAAACUCCUGGCAAUCUCUAUUGGAAGAGCAAGAAAUAUCUCUCUUACAGCAUGCCUAACUCAGUCCUAUUUCUUUUUCUUCCUGGGUUCCACAGAGUGUUUCUUUCUGGCAGUCAUGGCUUAUGACCGUUAUCUGGCCAUCUGCAAUCCACUGAGAUACCCAAUACUCAUGUGCAACAGAAUGUGUGUCUUCUUAGCCAUUGGUUCAUGGUUUACUGGAUUUUUAAAUCCUUGCCCAUCCACCAUCCUGGUUAGCAGGUUGUAUUUCUGCGGCAAUGUUAUCAACCACUUCUUCUGCGAUGUCCCACCACUGCUCAGUCUCUCUUGCAGCAACACUCACAUCAGCAGAACCAUCAUCUUCAUCAGCUCAUCUGUCAUAGUGUUAGGUACUUUUGCAUUGACUAUGCUUUCUUAUGCUUGCAUUCUGGCCACCCUCCUAAGGAUGUCCUCAGCUACGGGUCGACAGAAGGCAUUCUCCACCUGCUCCGCCCACUUGACUGUGGUCUCACUCUACUAUGGAACAGUGAUCUUCAUGUAUGUCAAUCCUGCAGCCAAGACAUCAAUGGAAAUGAACAAGGUGGUGUCGUUUAUCUACAGUGUGGUAACCCCCAUGCUCAACCCCAUCAUUUACAGCUUGAGAAAUGAAGAUGUCAAAAAGGCUUUGAAAAGAAUGAUGUUAAAGAAAUUUUGUGCAGAAAGGCAGACUGCUUAG